Messenger RNA from Pneumocystis murina B123, 870 nucleotides. Its product is annotated as serine/threonine-protein phosphatase ppe1. Gene Ontology annotation, cellular component: cytoplasm. Bases 1 to 870 code for a protein of 289 amino acids. NCBI's taxonomy places the organism in Eukaryota, Fungi, Ascomycota, Pneumocystomycetes, Pneumocystales, Pneumocystaceae. The record is from RefSeq and is a predicted model, not a curated record. Gene Ontology annotation, biological process: G1/S transition of mitotic cell cycle; peptidyl-serine dephosphorylation. The transcript is spliced from 8 exons. Gene Ontology annotation, molecular function: protein serine/threonine phosphatase activity.
AUGAGUAUUGGGAAAUGGUUGGAGAUGGCAAAGAAAUGUCAAUAUUUGCCAGAAACAGAUAUGAAGAAACUAUGCGAAAUAGUCAAGGAGUUGUUAAUGGAAGAAUCAAAUAUUCAACCGAUUUCAACUCCAGUAACAAUCUGUGGAGAUAUACAUGGACAAUUCUAUGAUUUAUUGGAACUUUUUAGAGUAGGAGGACAGAUUCCAAAUACAAAGUAUAUAUUUAUGGGAGAUUUUGUGGAUCGGGGAUAUUUUAGUCUAGAAACAUUUACGCUUUUGAUGUGUUUUAAAGCGAGUUAUCCUAAUAAAAUCACAUUAUUAAGAGGAAAUCAUGAAAGUAGACAGAUAACACAAGUAUAUGGAUUUUAUGACGAAUGUCAAACAAAAUAUGGAAAUGCAAAUGUAUGGAAAUAUUGUUGUAGGGUUUUCGAUUUUUUAGCAAUUGCAGCUAUUAUAGAUGGAAAAAUUCUUUGUGUUCAUGGAGGAUUAAGUCCAGAAACAAGAACCUUAGAUCAAAUUAGAAUUGUUACAAGAGCUCAAGAGAUCCCACAUGAAGGUGCAUUUUGUGAUUUAAUGUGGUCUGAUCCAGACGAAGUAGAAACUUGGGCUGUUUCUCCUCGUGGUGCAGGUUGGUUAUUUGGAGAUAAAGUAACAUCUGAAUUUAAUCAUGUGAAUGAUUUAUAUUUAAUUGCAAGAGCACAUCAAUUGGUUCAAGAAGGAUUUAAAUAUCAUUUUAAAAAUCAAUCACUUGUAACUGUUUGGUCUGCUCCUAAUUACUGCUACAGAUGCGGGAAUGUUGCAAGCAUUAUGGUCAUAGAUGAAUCACUCGUUCCCAGAUUUAAUAUUUUCAGUGCAGAUAAGUUUAUAUAA